This is a messenger RNA of Cyclopterus lumpus (lumpfish), 733 nucleotides long. Its product is annotated as protein NATD1-like. NCBI's taxonomy places the organism in Eukaryota, Metazoa, Chordata, Actinopteri, Perciformes, Cyclopteridae. The transcript has 3 exons. Bases 66 to 446 code for a protein of 126 amino acids. The record is from RefSeq and is a predicted model, not a curated record.
GGUCAGUCUGUGCAACUACGACUCCGCUCUGCUGUGGUAGUGUUACGCGUGUUUUUCAUGUAUAAAUGGCCUUUAAAGUAUUUACCAGACUCUCCGCGGUGACCCUCCGACUGAAGUCUCCUCCGGCCGCCUUCAGUGCGCUGAGCUCCGGCUGCAGUUUAACGGUGGAACACGACCGACACAACCGGCGCUUCACCGUCGCUCCGGGCAGCGGGGCUGACUGUGCCGUGCUGCUCUACCGGUUCACCGGGGAGAAGGAGGUGGACCUGAUGUCCACCUUUGUGCCGGAGGCCUUCAGGGGCCAAGGUGUUGCUGCUCUUCUGUCUCAGGCCGCCAUGGACUUCCUGGUUGAAGACGACCUGAAGGCUCACGUCUCCUGCUGGUACAUAAAGAAAUACAUCGAGGACAACCCGCUCCGCCGCUAUGAACGACGCGUCAUCGCUUGACUGAAGUACAUCCUGGGAUGCUGCUACCUCAAAGAAACAACAACAACAACAACAACCUCGUGUAUCGUCAAAUGGAUCUGUGCACAUCAUGUUUUAUAUUCUAGAGACGACUGAUUUAAAAUCAUUAAAAUCAGGCACAUGUAAUUCAUAAAGAUUUUAAAGAGACAUUUAAUUCGAGGUAAUUGUGAGUAAAUUUAAUUUAAAUCUCCUGAAAGGAACUCUGGGUUUGAAGAUGUUUGUCAACCUGAAAUAAAUACUUUAUUUUUUAAAUAUAUGUCAGAUUGCAA